Molecule: messenger RNA, 668 nt
Organism: Chelonoidis abingdonii (Abingdon island giant tortoise)
Lineage: Eukaryota; Metazoa; Chordata; Testudines; Testudinidae
Gene: DUSP23
Product: dual specificity phosphatase 23
Biological process (GO): protein dephosphorylation
Source: RefSeq, a predicted model, not a curated record
CGGCUCUGCCGGGCCAGGCUCCCGCGCUCCCGCCGGCGGGCUGCCGGAACGUGCGCGACAAGCCGCCCGGCUUCAGCACCAAUGGCGUCGGCCGUCCCUCCAAACUUCUCCUGGGUGGUGCCCGGCAAGCUGGCAGGGCUGGCCAUGCCACGGCAGCCCUCACACUACCAGUACAUGCAUGAGCAUGGCAUCCGGCACCUGGUGUCGCUGACCGAGCGCAGCCCACCCAACCACGACACCUGCCCUGACAUCAAGCACCAUCAUCUCUGCAUCCAGGACUUCUGAGCCCCGUCGCUGGAGCAGAUCAAGCACUUCCUGCAGAUUGUGGAGGACGCCAGCAACAAAGGCGAGGCCGUGGCGGUGCACUGCAUGCUGGGAUUUGAGGGAACCAUGCUGGCCUGUUACCUGGUGAAGGCCCAGAAACUCACUGGGGUCGACGCCAUCCACGAGAUCCGGAGAAUCCGGCCUGGAGCCAUCGAAACGCAUGACCAGGAGAAAGCCGUGAUCCAGUUCCACCACCACAUCAAAUAGCCACAGCCAGAGGCACCCCCCGCCCCCUAUGCAGGGUGUGGGUGGGGGGGCAGAGGGACGGGGCUGCUCAGCUAUACAGACACCUGCAGGAGGACCCUCCUGGGCCUGUGGCUAGGUGUUUCUGGACCCAUGGAGGG